GUUUACUACGAAAAAAGUUGAUAAAUUUAAGUGCAGGAUAUACAGAUCUGUUAUUCACAUCAAUUUACCGAAUACUGUAAUACUGCGUCGAAAACGCUACUAGAAAUUAUGAGAUUUAAAGCAUUCUUGCUUAUACUUUUUUUUGUAUUUACUAUAAUCGGUGGUAUUAAUGCAAAAUGGAGAUCUUCCGGAAGAUCAAGCGGUGGUAGUCGUUCCGGAUCCUACGGAUCAUCUCACAGAACUUCGUCUCAUCAGAGCACUAAUGCUGGAUCAUCUCGAGGUAGUUAUGGAUCUUCACCGAGUCAUACGUCGAUAUCGCAUGUACCAACAUCUUCGGCAGGUCACAGACCUAGUGGACACGAAACCCAGUCCAGACCAAAUCCUGUCUCUCACCCAAUAGGAAGUUCAUCCGGACCAGUAACUCCACAACAUAGUAAAGAUAUUAACACUCAUUUCUUAAGUGCUGAAGGUGGAGGAGCCAGACGACCAGUUCAAACAAACGCCGCUGGAACUUCCUUUGGAACAUCGUAUCCACCUGUCUCAACUCAAAAUAAACCAACUGCACCUGCUAUUCAACCAACUGCACCGAAAGAACAAGUUAUAAGACCUACAGGAACAUACCAGAAUCAAGGUAGCAAUGCUCCCUACAUUCCAGGCCAUUCUACCACGGGCCAAACAAGGCCUCCAUGGAGCAAUCCCCAUUUGGGCACGCAUCGCUCAAAUUCAUCAAGUCAAACUAAUACACCAUGGAGCAAUCCCCACAUGGGCACGCAACGCUCAAAUUCAUCAAGUCAAACUCAUACACCAUGGAGCAAUCCUUAUGGAAGUGGUAGUCCAUCGAGUGUACCAAGCCCGACGAAUUAUCCAUAUAAUCCUUCUUCACCCGUUAAUCCCAUAGCGCCGUCUGGUUAUCAACCACCUCCGAUCGGAUUCAAAGAUCAUGUCUAUCCGCAGAAUCAUCCGACAUCCAUGAACUCUCCAUACGGUCAACCACAAAUGGGAGGGCAUUAUCCUCAUAGUGCACCACCACCGAGCGGUCCUUGGCCAACACAUUCUUACCCUCCUCCAAAUUAUCACCCAAGCGCAAUGCCAAUGGGAAAUCCUUAUUCUUUACAUCCUUCUGGAGGCGCCUAUCAUGCUCCUGGACAAGCUAACUAUCCGCAACAACCACAAGUUCUUGCACAGCCUGCAUCGCAGCCAUUUAUACCCGGUCAAACUGUCAUAAUGGUUCCGGGACAGCAAGAUUCUGGCCGGGGUUUCGGUCAACUGGUCAAGGAAGCGCUUGUGUUUUCAACGAUUAAUGCAGGGGUGAACAGAUUGAUAAAUCCUCAUACUCAUUAUACGCCAAGUACAUCGGACAGCAGCAGCAGCAGCCAGCCAGCGGCUACAACCCAUGUUACUUAUAAUAACCAAUACUUUAAUACUCCGCCUGCAACGAACGGUGCACCGAAUCCUACUCCAAAUGCAGGAGCGGGUAAUAUGCCUUCUUCUCCAUUGGAAUACGGGAAUACAUACCCUACAAGUAGUCCGAAUGGCGGAGUAUCUAGUCCAGUAACUGGAACUGGUAAUGGAGGCGGUGGAAAUAUUGGAACUGUUAAUGGAGGCGGUGGAAAUAUUGGAACUGGCCAGACUGGAAAUAUUGGAAUUGGCCAGACUGGAAACGUCGCUCCACCUUCGACAGCUCAAACCAACGCAGCGAGCAAUCAAGGAAAUUUGUCCAACAAUUCUAAUACCGUCGCUAAUAUACCUUUUUAUAAAAUUUCAGACAAUGACCUUUUUACAAUAUCAGAAGACCUUUUUUCAAAAUCACUCGACGUAUCGAAAUACAUAAAGUUGAAUCUGCAGAAGCGUUCUACGUCUUCCAACAUCACUGACGAAGCUAAAGAACCACUGCUCGCCGUUGAACCGGAGUUGAUGCACUAUCCUUCGAUUUAUGUAACGCGAGCCCUGUACGAUAUGUACGGGCACGAUUUUCGCAAAAAAGUAAACCGUACGCUUCAGAUACGCGAGGAUGAGAAUCUUCUGAUCGAUACGUUCUUAAAUACAAACGUAAUGGGAAGGGCUAUGCAAUGGUUGGCCGAUCGUGGAUUCAUCGAUCCAGACGACUUCGAAAGAAAAGACGUUUUCCGUCGUAUCUGGUUCACCAUGUUCAGUGGAAGUACAUGCGGAUUCGAACGCGUAUUCGCAUCUGAAAAUUACGAUGUUGAUAUCGUCGGUGUGCAGGACUGGAUUUACUUUGAAACCGAGGAAUCUAAGAAGCAUAUAAAUUACAUGAGCUACGUGGAUGAAUUGAAAUUUGGAAAUAAGGCCUCGUUAUUGAAAUUAAACUUCGACAUGGAUGGAGUCGUUAGACCAAACGCAACUAUAUUUGUGGGUACUAUGCCCGAGUUGGAGAUGUCUUUAUACACAAUAUGUUUCUUCGCGAGACAAAACAAUUUGUGUCCAGUUUCGUUCGGUGGUACCAAGUUCAACAUUUAUACGCAUUCCUUUACGUAUUUUGGAAACGAAAUUAUAGAUCUUGCUUUUCCAACAUUCUAAUAUAAAAUAUAAAACCGUUUGGUACAACGCGUACUAAAUUAUAAUUCUAUUAUUAACUACAUUACUAUUAUAUAACAUACAAUAAUAAUUAUGAAAGAAUGGUAAUACGAUAAUGACAUAAAAUUACUUAUCCUGGGAAAACUAAACUGUAGUGUUU
This is a messenger RNA of Colletes gigas, 2695 nucleotides long. RefSeq names its product poly(U)-specific endoribonuclease homolog. Gene Ontology annotation, molecular function: RNA endonuclease activity. The transcript has 7 exons. Bases 109 to 2538 code for a protein of 809 amino acids. NCBI's taxonomy places the organism in Eukaryota, Metazoa, Arthropoda, Insecta, Hymenoptera, Colletidae. The record is from RefSeq and is a predicted model, not a curated record.